Molecule: messenger RNA, 1069 nt
Organism: Lentinula edodes (shiitake mushroom)
Lineage: Eukaryota; Fungi; Basidiomycota; Agaricomycetes; Agaricales; Omphalotaceae
Exons: 5
Coding region: 76-963 (295 amino acids)
Source: RefSeq, a predicted model, not a curated record
UUCUCAUCUCACCAGGACAACCACCAGAAGAUCUAUUAACAUACAGGGCGUCUUCAACUAUCCGGCUGCCACAACAUGGCUUUUAGGUUCUCUACUAUCAGGCGAUUUUUAUCCGUCAACCUCGCUUUUAUUCAUAUCUCUUGUCUAGCCUUAGCUAUCUAUCUCUGUCGCUCAUUCAUGUCUCGUAACACUAUCUGGAUCAUCGGGUUUCUAGAAGUCGCACUGGUACUUCUCUUUGUAAACUCAGCUGUCGCCAAGCCGUUGUUCAAACAUACUACCUCCGUAUUGCAAGAGCUCUGUAGCAGCUUUGCUACUUUCGCAUUGAAUUCAGUGCUAUCUCUGCUCGUUGUAUCGCUUGAGGUCAACGACAGAGAAAUGGCGCGUUUGAAUAUGGGUCGCGCGAUCCAUGUCUGGAUUCGUAUCGUACUCGCCGUCGUAUUCACUCAGUUCAGCUACACGAUCAUUCUAGUUAUUUUAGCUAUGUUGACUCACUUCUCGUUCGACAAAAACGUAUGGAAGCGCGACAUCGACUCUUCGCCUGCUCCGUUUCCCUUCGCGAUCAUCGUCUCGAUCCUUCUUCCUUGCUUCUUGCGUCGUCCUGAUCUGACUCUUCCACCUUUCCCGUCUGGUCCUGCCGAUGCUUCACCUGUGAUUCGACCUCCGUGUAAUUUUCCAGGUACCUGUGGAUGUCCCGAGAAACCAGUUUCACAACAAGUAUCAAGUCUAAGCAAAACUGAAGACCAGAUAUCAACAUUAUCAACUAUUCCAUUGAACUCAGAAGGCAUUACUCGAGCUCGCCGCACGUCAAUAGCCGAUUCGGAAGCACGUCUUAGCAUCAUUUCCAAGAUUUCAAGAAAAAGUUCCAUCACGACCUCGCAAUCACUAGUGCAAGUCCCCAAUGCAGCACAACGGAGGAUGUCGUUUCCUCUCACGCUAACCAUGUGGUCGGAUGAAAUGGAGUAAUAUCUCUAUCCUAUCCAGGCAAAUACUAUCUAGAGUAGAAUCCUACCGUCAGAUUAUAUGUUUAUUCCGUAGCUAUCUCAAAGUGAAUCUCAGCGUGACAGAAAUG